Molecule: messenger RNA, 2091 nt
Organism: Tigriopus californicus
Lineage: Eukaryota; Metazoa; Arthropoda; Copepoda; Harpacticoida; Harpacticidae
Gene: Rexo5
Exons: 4
Coding region: 90-2012 (640 amino acids)
Cellular component (GO): nucleus
Molecular function (GO): nucleic acid binding; exonuclease activity
Source: RefSeq, a predicted model, not a curated record
UUUUGUUUUUUUUGUAGUGUUUAUUAUGAUUUUUGAGUAUUCCCAACAACGCUAACAACCUUAAAACGCCAUUGAUAAGUAAAACAAAAAUGGAACUGAGUAAACGCGAUCGUCGUGUGGCCUCGAAAAAGCGGAAAAUUGCGGCUUUCUUGGACGUGGCCGCUCUCAAUGAUCAAGAUGAGAGUGUGCAAGAGAAACGCCUCAAACGCGUCCACGCCUCCCAUGGGGGUGCCAUUCCACCCUUGUUGCCCCUGGGUGCAUCGACUCACGCGAAGUCAGGCCCACCUCCAUUGUCGGAUAAACCGCUCUUGAGUGGGCCGGCCUUUGACGAUUUAAGGCGUCGUUUGAAAGAGAGGAAAAAGUAUUUGCUGACGUUGCCCAAUUUCCGGCUGAAAUCCGUGGGCGAAGACGCCUCCCUUGAGGUCCCACCCAAUCUGCGCACGCCCCUUUUCAUGUCGGAUCUACACAAACUCGUCACCUACAUGAUCAUGGGCAACAAAAUGCCCUACGCCUGCGAAAGUCUCCGGUGGUGCCAAUUGGAGAAAUGGAACCGAUUGACCCACGUUAAUUGCGUUUUCAUCCAAGGUCUGAGCGCUCAAUCAUUCCUGGAUCAUCGGGAUGCUAAUCCGGAACAAUCUGUGUCGGGGAUGUUCCCACACAAGUUGGAAUUCAUCUCACCCGCGGCUUACGACUCCAACAUGGCCUCCGAGAUGGUCAUCAUACCCGUGACCAAACGACGUCAAGACGCCUUGAGGAAGUUGCACAAGAAUUCGUCGGGCAUCUUGAAAUCUGGCGAGGCUUACAAGUUCUAUCGCUCCAUUUUCCCCAUUGUGCCCAACCCUGAUAGUGGCAAGAACAAGGUCAACGUGUUGGACACGAUCGCGCCCGAGGAGUUGAAAUUGCACUUGCUUUUGAAUGCGGAGCAAAUGCUGGGUGAGAACUAUCCGAUGCCGUUGCCCGGUUUGAGAAGCGAUAAGUUACGCGAUUACGUCCUCUCCAAUGACAAGUACCAAGAAGUCUCACUAGAGUCGCCCAUGUACAGUUUGGAUUGUGAGAUGUGUCUCACGCGAGAAGGGAACGAACUCACCCGCAUUUGUGUGGUCGACUCCGAUUGCAAGGUCGUGUAUCACAGCUUGGUCAAGCCUCAGAACGAGAUCGUCAAUUACCUGACCAAAUAUUCUGGCAUCACGAAGCAGAUGUUGGUGGGCGUGGAGAAGCGGUUGGCAGAUGUGCAAAACGACCUGCGGGACCUGCUCCCAGCCAAUGCCAUUUGGGUGGGCCAAUCCUUGAACUCGGAUCUCCACGCCAUGAAAAUGAUGCACCCGUAUGUGAUUGACACCAGUGUGAUCUACAAUAUCACGGGUCAGCGGCAUCGGAAAACCAAAUUGUCCAUGCUCUCUUCGUUGUUCCUCAAAGAGGCCAUUCAAACGGCCGGGAAGCAAGGUCACGACCCCAUUGAGGACGCCAUAGCCGCCAUGAAAUUGGUCAACUUGAAGUUGGAGAACGGUUACAGUUUCGGGGAUGGACUUCUAGGGGGCCGGAUUCCUAACUUGGAAGAAGAGUAUGGAAGAGAUCAAAAGGCCGUGGAUCCUGUGGAUCCAGGGGAGGAAGGACAACCCAAGGCCUGUUUGAUCACGUCAGUGUUGGACCAGGCCAAAAAAGAAAAGAAAAAGCUUCAGAUUGUCGUCCAAUCCGAAUUAGCGCAGGAGUACAAAGACAUUCCCGGCAAUGAAGAUUCGAUCAAAGAGACUGACGGAUUCAAGGCCACCCUACAAGAAGCUUGUGAUAGUGUGUUGAAUAACCAGCUCACUUUCUGUCAUCUCCAAGUGAGCGAUGUCGCUAAACCUUGGAAGAGUGUCCAGAAGGCCGUCAAGAAGAUCUGGUCACAUACUUCGAAUAAUGGGAUUUUUAUCACGGUUCUCACAGGCACCAAGGAAGAAAAUGCCAUGGUUGGGAUUGCUCUGAAAAGAGUCCAAGAAGAUCCUAGUACCGACACACCGUCAUCAGAAUGAAGUUGUUUUAAGAUUUUGUAACACACGGAAAGAAAAUCUUACUGAGUAUGAAAAUAAUAGGAGUUCUGGUCUUACGCGA